Messenger RNA from Drosophila obscura, 678 nucleotides. RefSeq names its product putative per-hexamer repeat protein 5. The record is from RefSeq and is a predicted model, not a curated record. NCBI's taxonomy places the organism in Eukaryota, Metazoa, Arthropoda, Insecta, Diptera, Drosophilidae. The transcript is spliced from 2 exons. Bases 10 to 678 code for a protein of 222 amino acids.
AUCGACAAAAUGAAAUCUUUUGGGAAUUUCGGGGCAUUCUGCUUAGCCAUCAUCCUCGUCGCGGGCCUCAGUGCAGGAGUUGAUGCUCGUCGAUUGGCCCUGCGUCCGUUGUCGGUGCGGGAGCUGCGUGCUGCCCUGCGGGAGACUGGCCUGGAUGAAAAUUCCGAGGCUGGGAGAUCGCUUGCCUCGGCUCUGUCCGGAAUCACAGGGUUCGCCCUGGGCAUCACCAAGGGCGUGGGCGGCUCCAUACUCUUUGAUGUGAUCACCUCGAAUGCCACUAUUCAGUAUGUGUCCAAUCUGCUGAACUCCACCUCCUCCUCAACGACAGGCAGCAGUGGCACCGCCCAGGAGAUCUGCUUCAAUAGCCGCAGUGCCGAUGGAGAGGCCAUCAGUGGUCGGAGCAGCAGCCACAGAGGUUCUACUGAUGAUUUAAUCAAUAGCGAUGAAAUUAGCUCAGCGCCGUCUGGCGAGGAGCGAGCCACGGGCACGGGCACUGGCACUGGAACGGGCACGGGCACGGGCACGGUGUCAUCCGGUGGCGUCACCUGCAUAGUCCUCAACUCAGGAGUCAGGCGGCGGCGUCAGGUGGAGGUAAGACCUGCUGCGACCACAAAAACAUACAACCGCAACCGAUCCCGCCGCCAGUCGAAGCGGCGAGUCGACCAGAGGGUUCACUGA